Messenger RNA from Folsomia candida, 2055 nucleotides. RefSeq lists its product as uncharacterized. The record is from RefSeq and is a predicted model, not a curated record. NCBI's taxonomy places the organism in Eukaryota, Metazoa, Arthropoda, Collembola, Entomobryomorpha, Isotomidae. The transcript has 5 exons. Bases 524 to 1741 code for a protein of 405 amino acids.
UACCACAUUUCUUAUAGUGUUGUACUUUCAGCUGGUGAAAUAGAAAUAUUAAACUAUAAUACAAUUGUGCAAUAUUAAUUAAUAUCGGAACGAUAUAUACUCAAAUUCAAAUAAUCUCAAUACAUACUCACUCAGGAUCAGUACAUAGUACAACCUGGCCUGUGACAUAGACAUCUAUCUGCAGUCGGUACACUAAGCGAAAUAUGACCAAAUUAUCGCUCAAAAUUCCCCGAGCACAAUUCUGGUGAUAUUUUUGCGUAUUCCGAGCUCUGCCGUGCUUGGAACAUGCUCAUAAAAAAAUUGGCGAGCCACACCCACUUUGUUUCACUUAGUGCGAAGAUUCACAAAGUUUCACAACUUCCUUCGACGUCAUACUGUCAACUGUAAGAAAUUACAAGAUUGUGUGCUUGGCUUGUAAUAUGUAAUGUAAGGGAGAUUUAUACCAGGUAAAUUUCUCUACCAUAUUAAUGGUAUAGCUGCAUACUAUGUACAGAUGUAUCGAUUUGCUAAAAUCAACAUGUAAAUGGAUCCUAUAUUAUCUAGCACUAUAAUGGCGUUCUCGAAUGCAUGUAAAAUAUAUCUCCGGCACGACCAAAAAGCCAAAGAUGUUGGUACACAUUCGUACAGAAAUGUUGCUAUUUACGCACCGUCAUGGAUAAAAGAAGGUCUUGAGAAACUUUCCCUGGCUUUGGGAAAUACAAAAUUUGCCGUAUUUGAGCCAAGAAGGGGGGACAAGCCCUUAGAUGAAUUCACUGUUGGGCCCAAAAUGAGCUUAGCAACAGUGCAAAAAAUUUCUAGGAAUGAAGAACAAAACGUUUCCGGUACUAUCAACAAGACUCUUUACGCUGAAGGAGGACUUGAAGAUAUGCUAAUUCUGCUAGCUAUGAAAGACCUUGUUCGUCAAUCAAUAAUUGUUGGCCGAGAUGUUGCGACACAUUACGGAGGCUAUGGGUCAAGCAGAGUAAAAAUGAAAGCCCCUCGACCAAUUUACAUUUGUGAUCUCGCAGGUCUUCAAUUCCAAAGGAAAUACAACACCGGAAGGCUGGUCCUACUUUUCCAAAAACAAAGUCCAGAUACAGUUGGACUACUCGACGACUUCAUAUUUGAGCAUGUCGUCGGAGAGAAGAGAAAAUCGUACGAUGAAGCAAAAGCUGAUCAUGCGGAUAGAUAUAUUUCAACCCAAAGUUUCGGGAAUGUUUCAUCUCUCUUUGACGUGUAUGCCUAUCAAAAGUUCGUAGCUAGCGAUGUUGUACUCGCUGGUUUGGCUGUAGCUGAAAUGGCGUCAAGAAAUGGGGAACGAGUUGCCUUUAAAUUUUUGAAAUAUGGCACUGGAUUCUUUGCUGGAAGUUUUUCAAGAGAAACAAAUAAAAAUAUUCUGAAAGGAGUUGUGAUGGGACUAGAAAUCUUAUUCUCAACGUAUGGAAGCAAGGUUUUGGGACAGAUAAAACAUCUAGAAUUUCCAUUUUAUCAAAUUGAUGAGGAAUGUAAAGCGAAACUUGAGACAAUCAAAGAAAAGUACGACGUCAGCUUUAGCUUUAGUCAUGACGAUGCCUUAAAGCCAAUGCCGGACAAAGGAUUAAUCGUAGCAACCACGAACUGUGGGGACUCGAUGGCCGUUUUGGGAAAUGAAAUGAGUUUCUCUAGUGUGGAUGCUGCAAUUGCAGAAAAUUUGAAAAGCAAAGGAGCAAUUUUCUGUCCCAUUUUGAAUCCGGAAAUCGAAGAAAAGUUCCUGGACGUUUAAAGAUAGAUUUCUAAGUUAUUUUACACUUUUUAUAUUGCAUAGUGCUUCUUUAUUACUUUUGUUGCUUCAUAAAUAGUAUAAUGGUAUUUAACAAUAACGAAGUAUUUAAUUGCAUAUUUCUUAAAAGCACAAUGUAAUGUAAAUGAGAAUUGAAAAUUCAUUUGUAAGUACUUAUAGUUUCGGUAUGACUUUAGGCUUGUACACACGUCAAGUAGAUAUCCAGUUCCAGUUUCAAUUGACAUUAAUUAAUAAAUACUGAAUUCAUAGAAUAAACUAUGUAUGCUAAAUAAUAAUAAAAUAAAAGUAAACUCAUA